AUGUUUUUUUCUUGUUAUUUUCACUUUACAGAUAUCUUCUCGUUUUCCUUUUCUUAUUUCAAAUGGUUUUUCUUUUGCUCUUCAUUAUUUUGUGUUUCUCGUUCUUUCUAUUUGUUUCCCAUAUUUCAUUCUCUUUAUAGGUUAACUUCUUCCCGAUUUUUAUCUUCCUUAUUAUUAUUUUAUUCAUUGUUAUCUUGUCUUGUCUUCUUUCUCUUCCCUUUCGAUAUCUUCUUCUUUUUAUAUUCUUCAUCUUUUUUUAGUCCCUAUUUUUUUUCCUCUUAUUUCAUUUAUCGCAUCCUUCUUUUUCUCUCUUCAUUUGCUUCCAAAUAUAAACUUCUUUUUCUCUUUAUUUCAAUGUCUCUAUUGUUCAAUAUUUCACUUAUCCCUUUGCUUUCUUCUUUAUCUCACUUUAUAUUUCCUUUUUCUUCAUCGUAUUCUCGUCUCCAUUUUAACUUAUUCUCUUUUUUAUUUUCUUUGUCUUCCUCUUUUUCCGUUUUUGUUUUUUUCUUCCCUUUACUAUAUAAUUUAUCUUUUAUUUUUUUUAAUUUUUAUCUUAUUCUCGGCUACGUUUCUUUAUUUUUGAUUGUUUUCUAUUUAUUCUUAUUACUUCUAUCUUUCUCCUUUUCAUUCAAGUAUGAUUAUCUUCCAUUUUCCAUUCUUUUAUCAUUCCAACUUUUUCUCAUCUUCUUCAUCAAAAUUAUGCCUCAAUAUUUCUUCUACAAAUUUUUCUUUCUUUUCUUCAUCUUCUUUCUCGUAUUUCCUUUAGAUACCUUUUUACAACGCUGGUCUGACAUCCUGUUCUCAUUCAAAUUUCUUCUUCUUCUUCUUCUUCUUCUUCUUCUUCUUCUUCUUCUUCUUUCUCUUCUGCCCUUCCACAUUUUUAACAAUUAUUAA
Molecule: messenger RNA, 894 nt
Organism: Acanthosepion pharaonis
Lineage: Eukaryota; Metazoa; Mollusca; Cephalopoda; Sepiida; Sepiidae
Source: the annotation of a GenBank genome assembly